GCGAGACCGUUACAAUUCCAUCGUCACACUUCCACCAGCUCCUUGUUCUCCUGGACAUCCAUUGGUCAGUCCUCUCUCAGUUUGUUUGAAGAAUUCGAAUCCAGUCAACCAGAAUGGCGAUUAUCAAAAUUGCGUUGGUCUUUGUGACGUUGGCGGCUGUGGCUUACGCCACGGAGGUGGCCGAAGAGGUCGAGGAUUUGGAGUUGGCCGAGUCCAAAGGCAAGAAACACGGUGGAAGCAGCUACGGGUACGGAGCUUCCAGCUACGGCUACAGCGCACCCAGCUACGGCUACAGCGCACCCAGCUACAGCGCUCCUAGCUACAGCGCUCCUAGCUACGGCUACAGCGCACCCAGCUACGGCUACAGCGCACCCAGCUACAGCGCUCCUAGCUACAGCGCUCCUAGCUACGGCUACAGCGCUCCUAGCUACAGCGCUCCUAGCUACGGCUACAGCGCUCCUAGCUACAGCGCUCCUAGCUACGGCUACAGCGCUCCUAGCUACGGUUACAGCGCUCCUAGCUACGGCUACAGUGCGCCCAGCUACGGAAAGGGCAAAGGCAAAGGCAAAGGCAAAGGCAAAGGCAAAGGUGCCAGCUACUACGCCGCCCCCAGCUACGGAAGCUACGGCAGCAGCUACGGUGGUGCUUAUGGUGGUGCUUACAGCUCAGGAUACGGCAGCCACGGAUACGGCUACGGAGGCAAAGGAAAGGGAAAGGGCGGUUAUUAAUCAACCAUAUAAUCCAACCUCCGCAUCAUUACAUGCAUCACGUUUCAAUAUUUGUAAUCAUGUCUGUCCUAUACAAUACCCUCCCUUCCCGUUGUGAAGUGCAAUGAGCUCAAGACUAUUUUAAUAUAAAUACAAAUGUUAAUACACAAGUAUUUCUUCCACAA
Molecule: messenger RNA, 892 nt
Organism: Daphnia pulicaria
Lineage: Eukaryota; Metazoa; Arthropoda; Branchiopoda; Diplostraca; Daphniidae
Product: prisilkin-39-like
Exons: 3
Coding region: 114-728 (204 amino acids)
Source: RefSeq, a predicted model, not a curated record